Messenger RNA from Candidozyma duobushaemuli, 873 nucleotides. RefSeq lists its product as uncharacterized. Bases 1 to 873 code for a protein of 290 amino acids. The transcript has a single exon. The record is from RefSeq and is a predicted model, not a curated record. Lineage: Eukaryota; Fungi; Ascomycota; Pichiomycetes; Serinales; Metschnikowiaceae.
AUGGGUUUCCAACAUUCCGACUCGGGCAUAGCCGCAUCAAUCUUUUUUGCCCUCUACACCAUCUACUGUGCCUUCAUGGUCUACAUCAUCUACAAGAAAGGCUUCAAGACGGUCUACUCAUUCCUCAUUACCUUCCCUGUCUUUCGUUUUGGGUCGCAAUUGUGUGGUAUGGUGUUUUCCAUAGUGGGAUUCGAGCAUUGGCAAUGGCUCAUUGCAUACUUGGUCUUGGGUGCUGAAGGUUACUUUGUGCUUAUCUUGAGUUCGUUUACUUUCGUGACCCAUGCUCAAAAGCUCGAGUUCGGUCACUCUUGGGUAACUGAUACUCGUCUGCACCUACUGUGUCUUCCCUUUGUGAAGUCCUACUCGUCCUUGUUCCAUUUUCUUUUGAUUCCAGCAAAUUCCUUGGUUAUUGCAGGAGGGACUAUGCUUACAGGUGUGGACGACCUUGACGCUGAAAAGGGCAAGGUUGACGCUUCAAAAGCUAUGAGAACGACAGGUCAAACGAUUUUCCUCAUGAUGACGGUUCUUGUGCUUGUCUUUGCUUCUUACGCAUACAAGAAGGAACGAGUUCGCAACCACUUCAACAUUUCUGUCCUAUUCGCUUGUCCGUUCUUAGUCGUCAGAGGUAUAUUUGGUAUCCUUUCCAUUUACAUUGAGGACAUGAACUAUUUCCAGUUCUCUAACUACAGUGCUUCAGGCAUCAAUCACAAGUUGGUUGUGUAUGAGUACGUACUUUCCACAACUAUGGAGUUUGUGGCGUCCAUGUUUAUCUUAAGUAACUUCUUCUUGGAUAAGAGCAAGAGUAAGCAGGAUGUGGAGAGUCUGGAGUCGUGCAGUCUGGACCAGGCUUUCGUCGAUAGCGAGAAACAUUGA